AUGAACAGAAACACACAGACGCUCACUGUUGCUUCAUCUGGAGAUGAACUUGAAGAAGAAAGUGACUACGUUAAUACAGCUGUGUGCACUGUGGACAAGAUGUCAGCCACCUCAGUUACAUCUGUCAUCUCUGAAAACAACAACAAGCUGACUGCAGAGAACCAGCAGCUGGAAAACCUGACCAAGGAAUAUAAUGACUCAGACAUGAAGAUUAAGAAACUAACUGGAGAGAACCAGGAGCUGAAGACACAAAACCAGCAGCUGGAGACCGAGAAGAACAACCUAACAGAACAAAUACGAAACAUAGAUAACUGUGUUACUGUCACCCAGCAGAUCUGUGAAGCCUACUGCCCAAUAAAAGAUGGAAACAGACAGUGUAAACCUUGUCUGAAAGGCUGGCUGCACCACCAGUCCAGCUGUUAUACAGUCAUUAACCCUUAUCCUGCUGGUCAGAAAACCUGGGAGGAAGCUCAACAGAACUGCAGAGCAAAGAAUUCAGACUUGGCUGUAAUAGUUAAUGAAGCUGAAAAGAAAUUCAUCAGUGAUAACAGUUGGAGAAGUUUAGGACUCGCUGGCUACUGGAUUGGACUGAGAGCUGAAGCAGGGAAAUGGAAGUGGAUCGAUGGAAGUGAUCUGGCUGAAAAAUCCUGGAUGACACAACCUGCUAACAACGACUACUGUGCAAUUUCUGUCCAUAACCAAGGAUGGAAAUCAGUGAACUGUGGAAACAAAAACGGUUGGAUCUGCAAAAAGGCGGCUUUAUAUGUUUAA
Scomber scombrus (Atlantic mackerel) is the source of this 771-nucleotide messenger RNA. RefSeq names its product CD209 antigen-like protein A. Lineage: Eukaryota; Metazoa; Chordata; Actinopteri; Scombriformes; Scombridae. The record is from RefSeq and is a predicted model, not a curated record. Bases 1 to 771 code for a protein of 256 amino acids. The transcript is spliced from 6 exons.